Molecule: messenger RNA, 2213 nt
Organism: Columba livia (rock pigeon)
Lineage: Eukaryota; Metazoa; Chordata; Aves; Columbiformes; Columbidae
Gene: FKBP8
Product: FKBP prolyl isomerase 8
Exons: 9
Coding region: 239-1465 (408 amino acids)
Biological process (GO): negative regulation of apoptotic process; protein folding
Cellular component (GO): endomembrane system; cytosol; mitochondrial envelope
Molecular function (GO): protein binding; protein folding chaperone; peptidyl-prolyl cis-trans isomerase activity
Source: RefSeq, a predicted model, not a curated record
CCCGCGCCGCACACCGGGCACGCACGGGCCGCCGCGCCAUGGCCCAGCGGCGGGCACCCCCUGGUCCCCCCAACGCCUCGCGGCGGCCCCUUUAAGACGGCGCCGAGCCCCUUUCAGCGCCUCGCUGACGAGCGUUCUCAUCACCCAAUGGCGUCAGCGCGGUGGGCGGUGCCUGCCCAAUAGGAGCGGGGGGCGGGGCCGGCGGCCGCGGGUUCGCGGACCAGGUUGCUCCGCCGCGAUGGCCUCCAGCGGGGAGGAACCGAGGAGCGGCUCCCCGGGCCGGGCGGGCACCGGCACUGAGCUGUCGUCGGCGGGUGACGCCGCUCACCUGGACACGGGGGAGGAUUUCGAGGUCCUGGAAGAGGAAGAAGAGGAGGAGGAGGACCUGAGCGAGCUGCCCCCGCUGGAGGACGUGAGCAGGCCGCCGGUCCCGCCGCGGGAGGAUGCCCAGCCCUCGGAGCAGGGCCGGGGGGAAGCGGCUGAGGACCCCCAGGAGUGGCUCGAUGUUUUGGGGAAUGGCUUGCUCAAGAAGAAGACGCUGGUGCCAGGCCAGGGAGUGGACACUCGUCCCAACAAGGGCCAGAACGUGACCAUUCGCCUGAAGGCCACGCUGGAGGAUGGCAGCGUGGUGGAGGAGAACCCAGCCCUCACCUUCACGCUGGGGGACUGCGAUGUCCUGCAGGCGCUGGACUUGUGUGUGCAGCUCCUGGAAAUGGGGGAGACGGCUUUGAUCGUGUCAGAUGCAAAGUACUGCUAUGGUGCUCAGGGCAGGAGCCCUGACAUCCCACCCAACGCGACCCUCACCCUGGAGGUGGAGCUGCUGGCGGCUCAGGACGCGCCGGACCUGGAGCUGCUGAGCGGGAAGGAGAAGAUAGAGUUGGCCAACCGCAAGCGGGAGCGUGGCAACUUCUUCUACCAGCAGGCAGAUUACGUGCUGGCCAUCAACUCCUACGACAUCGCCCUCAAGGUCAUCGGCUCCAGCUCAAAAGUCGACUUCAGCCCGGAGGAGGAGGCUGAGCUGCUGGACGUGAAGGUGAAAUGUCUCAACAACUUGGCAGCGUCUCAGCUUAAAUUGGACCAUUAUGAGGCAGCUCUCAAGUCCUGUAAUCUUGUCCUGGAGCACCAGCCGGAGAACAUCAAGGCUCUCUUCCGCAAGGGCAAGGUCCUGGCUCAGCAGGGCGAAUACAGAGACGCCAUCCCCAUCUUAAAAGCGGCGUUGAAGCUGGAGCCUUCAAACAAGACCAUCCACGCUGAGCUCUCCAAGCUGGUGAAGAAGCACGCGGACCAGAAGAAUGUGGAGACAGAGAUGUACAGGAAGAUGCUGGGGAAUCCCAGCGCUGCUGGCGCCCCGGGGAAGUGCAAAGACAAGCUGCCCUGGUCCAUCCCCUGGAAGUGGCUCUUCGGCGCGACAGCCAUCGCGCUGGGCGGCGUGGCCUUGUCCGUGGUCAUCGCAGCAAGGAACUAAGGAUGGCGGCGGGGCGGCCCUGCGGCACAGCACCCGCGGCACAGCACCCGCGCCGGGACGUGCCCCUCUCCUGCCAAGGGGCUUCCUUGGGGCUCCGCCGCCCCUUCCCCACGGACUCGCAUUUGCAGAAACACUGAUGCUUUCUCUGCCGGAGGCGCCGGAUCCCCCUCCCGACGCCCCCCUGUAUCUCUCCAAGCGCAGCUGCAGGGAUGGAGCCGCAGGCAGAGCAGAGACCCCCCCCCAGCACCCUCCCUGCAAUCGGGGGCUCAGCCCCCAGCCCCGAGCGUGUCGGGGGGAGCGUGAGGCGCUGCACACCGGUACACUGUGGCUGUCCCCAGCCCGGUGAGCCCCGGUGGGCGCCGUGGUCCUGCUGACACGGCGUGGGGGGCAGAGGAGGAUGCACGUGGAAGGAAGCUGCGAGGGUGCGAAUGGACACGGUGGUUUCUGCGGCAAAGGGAUGCGGAUGUAACCAGGGGCCCGUGUCCUGGGGGGCUCAGCCCCCCCGCAGACACUCGCUCUCCUCCUCAGCGCUUCCCCAGAGCGUGCGGUGUCCAAAGGAAGCCAAAGAACCCUCCUCUGCGGGCUGUCCCGCGCGGGUCCCAGCGCUCGGGGUCCCUCUGCCCUCGGCUCCCUCCAGCCGGGGCUGUCCCUGCGCCCCGGUCUCAGCUCUGCUCGCGGCGGGGGGGGUAGCACUUUCCUUCUACCCCAAACUGACUGUGAACUUCCCAAAUAAAGGACAAUUCCUUCA